This is a messenger RNA of Archocentrus centrarchus (flier cichlid), 7688 nucleotides long. RefSeq names its product kinesin family member 1B (gene kif1b). Gene Ontology annotation, biological process: microtubule-based movement. Gene Ontology annotation, molecular function: microtubule binding; ATP binding; microtubule motor activity. The record is from RefSeq and is a predicted model, not a curated record. The transcript has 54 exons. The coding region runs from base 462 to 6269 and encodes 1935 amino acids. NCBI's taxonomy places the organism in Eukaryota, Metazoa, Chordata, Actinopteri, Cichliformes, Cichlidae.
CUCUUCCCGAAUUCGAGUCUCACCAUAGGCUUUUCGGAACAUUAGUCAGCGGGUUCUGCUUGCUCAUUGGCCCAUCAGCCUGUCUGUCAGCGCGCUGAGAGGGAGUUGACGUAAUCUCUCGGCUAAAUCAAGGCAAUCUAUCAAUUCUUCUUUUCGCUUGUAUGCAUAUAGGCGUCCGCCGUUCAUCUGUACGGGAGAAUAAGCUGGUCAGAGGAGUCACCGUUUCCAAAUACAGAUCCUUCCGGCGGAGGAUACCGCUAUAAUGGGUGUUUUUCACGGAAGUGGACUUUAUAGCAGUUUCCUUGCGCACAGAUUGUGAUAGAAAUCAACAUAUCUUGACACCCGCUAGCUAGCGUUAGUUCUCGCCACAGUCCGGUGGUGUUGGUGUUGUCUUUUGCAAGAGUCUCCAAACGAGGGAUACAUAAGGAUUCUUACAGGGACACGGAUCUUAAACUGCAAACAUGUCUGGAGCGUCUGUAAAAGUCGCUGUUCGAGUUCGACCCUUCAACUCCAGGGAGCUCAGCAAGGAGUCAAAAUGUAUCAUUCAGAUGCAAGGCAACACUACAACUAUCCUCAACCCCAAAGCCCCAAAGGAACCAGCAAAGACCUUCAGUUUUGAUUACUCCUACUGGUCUCAUACCUCUCCCGAUGACCCCUCCUUUGCCUCACAGAACCGUGUGUACAAUGACAUCGGCAAGGAAAUGCUGGCGCAUGCUUUUGAGGGUUAUAAUGUCUGCAUCUUUGCUUAUGGCCAGACAGGAGCUGGCAAAUCCUACACCAUGAUGGGGAAGCAGGAGGAGGGGCAGGAAGGAAUCAUUCCCAUGCUAUGUGAAGAUCUGUUUGAGAAAAUUAAUGAGGACAACAACAAAGAGGAUCUCUCCUACUCAGUAGAGGUCAGUUACAUGGAGAUCUACUGUGAGCGUGUCCGAGAUUUGCUCAAUCCCAAGAACAAAGGGAACCUGCGAGUCCGAGAACACCCGCUGCUGGGUCCCUAUGUAGAGGAUCUGUCCAAGCUAGCUGUCACCUCCUACACAGACAUUGCUGAUCUAAUGGAUGCAGGCAACAAGGCCAGAACUGUAGCUGCCACCAACAUGAAUGAGACCAGCAGCAGGUCCCACGCUGUUUUCACCAUUGUGUUCACACAGAGGAAACACGACAGCGAGACGGACCUCUCCACAGAAAAGGUCAGUAAAAUUAGCCUGGUAGAUUUGGCAGGCAGUGAACGAGCAGAUUCAACUGGAGCUAAAGGUACCAGGCUAAAGGAGGGAGCAAACAUCAACAAAUCUCUCACCACAUUAGGAAAGGUGAUCUCUGCUUUGGCUGAAGUGGAUAAUUGUACCAGCAAGAGCAAGAAGAAGAAGAAGACUGACUUCAUCCCAUACAGGGACUCAGUUCUGACGUGGCUGCUGAGGGAGAACCUCGGUGGAAACUCCAGAACAGCCAUGGUAGCUGCCCUCAGUCCUGCAGACAUAAAUUACGAUGAAACCCUCAGCACUCUGCGCUAUGCAGACCGGGCCAAGAACAUCAAAUGCAAUGCUGUCAUCAAUGAGGAUCCCAACAAUAAGCUGGUGCGCGAACUGAAGGAUGAAGUGGCCCGACUGAAGGAGCUGCUCCGUGCCCAGGGCCUGGGAGACAUUCUGGACAUUGAUCCUAUGGGGGAUGAUUACCCUGGAAGUGGAGUCAAAUGUGACAGUGCUCAAAGCUUUAAAAUGUCCCUGCUGAGUGCUCAAACUGAGGCUCAGAGCUACAGACGGAAAGCCCCUAUUGGUUCCCUGACAGCCUCUCCAUCCUCUGGCUUGCUGUGCAGCCAGGGGGGCCUUCAGUCAGUCACCAGCAUCCAGGAGCGCAUCAUGUCCACACCUGGAGGAGAAGAGGCCAUUGAAAGACUCAAGGAAUCAGAAAAGAUCAUUGCUGAGCUCAAUGAAACCUGGGAAGAGAAACUGCGAAAGACUGAGGCAAUCCGCAUGGAGAGGGAGGCUUUACUUGCAGAGAUGGGUGUGGCAAUCCGUGAAGAUGGAGGCACUUUGGGUGUAUUUUCUCCUAAAAAGCUUAGUGAUGAAGGGCCAUUUGAUGAGCCGUUUGAUUGUUUUGCCACCAAGAAGCCUUGUGAUCUCUAUGCAGACUUUAAUGGGGUAUUCUCACCUAAAAAGACUCCACACCUGGUUAACCUGAAUGAGGAUCCUCUCAUGUCUGAGUGUCUGCUCUACUACAUCAAAGACGGCAUUACAAGAGUGGGUCAGGCCGACGCCGAAAGAAGACAGGACAUUGUUUUGAGUGGUGCUCAUAUCAAAGAGGAACACUGCUACUUCCGCAGUGAAAGGAAUGCCAACGGAGAUGUUAUUGUCAUGCUGGUGCCGUGCGAGGGAUCAGAGACCUACGUCAACGGCAAGCGUGUCGAGGACGCAAUCCAGCUUCGUUCUGGCAAUCGCAUCAUCAUGGGCAAGAACCACGUGUUCCGGUUCAACCACCCGGAGCAGGCCAGAGCUGAACGGGAGAAGACGCCAUCGGCCGAAACCCCCGUGGAGCCGGUCGAUUGGACGUUUGCUCAGAGAGAGCUCCUAGAGAAACAGGGCAUUGACAUGAAGCAGGAAAUGGAGAAAAGACUCACUGAGAUGGAAAUCUUGUACAAAAAGGAGAAGGAAGAAGCGGACCAGCUUCUGGAGCAACAGCGACUGGUUUACGAGAGCAAAUUGCAGGAGCUUCAGAAACAAGUGGAGACUCGUUCGUUGGUAGCUGAGACACCUGAUGAAGAAGACUUGGAGGAGGAGGAAGAAGAGGAAGUGCCGUGGACCCAGCAUGAGUUUGAGCUGGCUCAGUGGGCCUUCAGGAAGUGGAGGUACCAUCAGUUCACCUCCCUCCGUGAUCAGCUGUGGGGAAAUGCCGUCUACCUAAAAGAGGCUAAUGCUAUUAGUGUGGAGCUAAAGAAGAAAGUCCAGUUCCAGUUUGUCCUGCUGACAGACACGCCAUACUCCCCGCUGCCCCCUGAGCUCCUCCCCCCAGAGCCAGAGAAAGAGCGUGACCCCAGGCCUUUCCCUCGCACCGUGGUUGCCGUAGAGGUCCAGGACCUGAAGAAUGGAGCCACACACUACUGGUCCCUUGAAAAACUCAAGCAGAGGCUCGACCAGAUGAGAGCAAUGUAUGACCGCGCUGGAGAAAUGGCCUCCACGCACCAGGAGGAUUGCGAGGGCACUCUGACAGGAAACGACCCCUUCUAUGACCGUUUCCACUGGUUUAAACUCGUGGGGAGCUCCCCCAUCUUCCACGGUUGUGUCAAUGAGCACCUGGCUGACCGCACGCCCUCGCCUACUUUCUCCACCACCGACUCUGAGAUCACAGAGAUGGCGGACGAGCGCCAGAGCGAGAUGUCGGACUUGAUUGACGACGAGGCGUUCGUGGAUGACACCAGCUCAGAUGCCGGCACCGAAGAAGGUUCGGACAUCUUCAGUGAUGGCCAGGACCCCUUCUACGACCGCUCCCCCUGGUUCAUCCUGGUGGGAAGAGCUUUUGUGUACCUGAGCAACCUGCUGUACCCUGUACCUCUGGUUCACCGUGUUGCCAUAGUAACAGAGAAGGGCGAGGUCCGUGGUUUCCUGCGCGUGGGGGUCCAGGCUAUAGCUGCUGACGAGGAAGCUCCAGACUACGGGUCAGGAGUGAGACAGUCAGGAACUGCCAAGAUUUCCUUUGAUGAUGAGUACUUUAAAAAGAAUGACUUCCCCUCCAAGGUCAUAACCCGCUCCGGGUUGUCCCUGGAAGAGCUGCGCAUUGUGGAGGGCCAGGGUCAGAGUUCAGAGGUCAUCACGCCCUCAGAGGAGCUCAACAGAAUCAAUGACAUGGACCUCAAGCUGGGUAAUGUCGCAGAAAGCAAGCUAGGUCAUAGUGAUGAUCUGGGAAGCCACCUGGAGGUGGGAAGCGUCUAUACCUUCCGUGUCACUGUGCUCCAGGCCAGCGGCAUCCCGCCCGAGUAUGCCGACAUCUUCUGCCAAUUCAAUUUCCUGCACCGUCAUGAUGAGGCUUUCUCCACUGAGCCUCUGAAGAACACAGGCAAAGGAGCUCCGCUGGGCUUUUACCACGUCCAGAAUAUUUCUGUCGAAGUUACAGAGUCUUUUGUUGAGUACAUCAAGAGCAAACCCAUCGUGUUUGAAGUGUUCGGGCACUACCAGCAGCACCCGCUGCAUCUCCACGGCCAGGACGUGAUCAGUCCUCCAACACCGUCAAGGAAAUACUACCCUAUUCCCAUGCCUCUGUCUAAACCAGACCAUACCCGUAAGAUAGAGUUGAUCCGCUACCUCGUGAGCGGCUAUGUGAACGGUAAAGUGCUGGACACGCUGUCCGAGCACGCCAACUCCCUGGCUUCCUCUGCCCUGGCCAGUCUGGAGGACGAGGCUGACCAGCUCUCUCACUUCCCCUUCCUCCCAGCGGCCAGUGACCCUGUGCUAACUGUCCCCAAGCACCAUGUUCCAGCCACCAAGUUGAACACCAUCACGAAGUCCAACCUGGGUCAGUGUGUCAGCAAGUAUGACCUGCUGGUCUGGUUUGAGAUCAGUGAGCUGGAGCCCACUGGAGAGUACAUCCCAGCCAUCGUGGAUCACAGUGGAGGACUGCCCUGCCACGGUACCUACCUGCUGCACCAGGGAAUCCAGCGGAGGAUCACAGUGACCCUCAUCCAUGAGAAAGGCAGCGAGCUCCACUGGAAGGAUGUUCGUGAGCUGGUUGUAGGUCGUAUCAGGAACAAGGCUGAAGUGGACGAUAGCGCAGCAGAUGCUGUCCUGUCCCUUAACAUCAUUUCUGCCAAGAACAUCAAGUCAUCCCACAACAGCAACAGGCUUUCUAUUGAUAAGGAUAUUGAUAGGACUUUCUAUCGCUUUGAGGCAGUGUGGGACAGCUCGCUGCACAACUCCCUCCUGCUCAAUCGAGUCACUCCCUAUGGAGAGAAGAUCUACAUGACCCUGUCUGCAUAUCUGGAGCUGGACCAUUGCAUCCAGCCUGCCAUUAUCACCAAAGACAUCUGCAUGGUCUUUUACUCGCGAGACGCCAAGAUCUCCCCACCCCGUUCUCUCAGGAACCUCUUCGGGAGUGGAUACUCCAAAACUCCUGACUGCAACCGAGUCACGGGGAUCUACGAGCUGAGUUUGUGUAAGAUGUCUGACACCGGAAGCCCAGGGAUGCAGAGGAGAAGGAGAAAGGUCCUGGACACGUCGGUGGCUUAUGUGCGUGGAGAGGAGAACCUGGCUGGCUGGAGGCCCAGAGGAGACAGCCUCAUCCUGGAGCACCAAUGGGAGCUAGAGAAAAUGGAGCAGCUGCAGGAGGUGGAAAAGACCCGUCACCUUCUCGCGCUGAGGGAGAAGCUGGGAGAGGCGGCUCCAGUUGGAACAGCUCCCACCACCAAGUCCCUGAGCGAGUCGCUGUCCCCCAGCAUGAGCUCCGGCACUCUGUCCACCUCUACCUCUAUCUCCUCGCAGAUCUCCAACACCACCUUUGAAAGCGCCAUCACGCCGAGCGAGAGCAGCGGCUACGAUUCCACCGACAUCGAGAGCCUGGUGGAUCGUGAGAAGGAGCUGGCCACCAAGUGCCUGCGCCUUCUGACACACACCUUCAAUAGUGAAUACAACCAGCUUGUCAACAGUAUCAGUGACUGCAAGCUCUCUGACAUCUCACCAAUCGGACGUGAUCCGUCAGUGACAAGCUUCAGCAGUGCCACCCUCACCCCCUCCUCUACCUGCCCCUCUCUGUCGGACUCCCGCUGUGGCUCCAUGGACCAGAAGACCCCAGAAAACAGCUCUCGUGCCUCCAGUCCCUCCUGCUCAGACUAUGAAAACUUCCCAAUGGUUCCCACUCUGGAGACCUCUUACCUAGCACGGGCUGGAAAGAAUGAGUUCCUCAACUUGGUGCCUGAUAUUGAAGAAAUGCGGCCAGGAUCUGUUGUGUCCAAGAAGGGUUUCCUAAGCUUCAUGGAGCCUCGCUCUAACUCAUGGGUGAAGCACUUUGUGGUUGUUCGCCGGCCCUACGUCUUCAUCUACAACAGUGACAAGGACCCAGUGGAGCGAGGCGUCCUCAACCUCUCCACGGCACAGGUGGAAUACAGCGAAGACCAGCAGGCCAUGCUCAAGACUCCCAACACAUUUGCAGUGUGCACAAAACACCGAGGCAUCCUCCUGCAGGCCAACAACGAGAAAGACAUGAACGACUGGCUGUACGCUUUUAAUCCUCUGCUAGCAGGAACGAUAAGAUCUAAGCUGGCGAGGCGGCGCAGCGGCCUGAUGAAGAACUGAGCGGGCGGAGCGGAAACCACCGCUUCCAUCCUUUCUCAAAAGCCUUUGAAAAUACCAAGUGUUAACACUUAUUAAUCAUUGUGAUUCUUGACGGUUUUCUCUUGUAAGUAGACUUGUGGCUUAAGUCUCUUUUCAUGCGACUAAAACUUUUAAGUUCCAGAGAACUUUUGCCUCCCCACUUCCUUCCAGCAACCCCGCUGCCAACUUAGCUGUCCUCCUCUCUAUUCCUCCUCCCUCCUUCCACCCCCUCAGCUUUUUGUGUUUUCGUUUUUCUGACAAUGUUUGGGUCUAAUUCUGUUUCCGCUUUGUCGUCAUUCCCAAACUCCCUAACUAAGUAGCAUGUUGUAGUAGUCUACUUGUGUGUGCACGACUCUUCAGAAACUUUCUGUUUGCCAAUCAUCUGUACAAAAAAAAAGUCUGAGUGUUAUUUGUCUCCAGAAAUGAGUUUUAUUCUUUUUUUUUUUUAAUUAUUAUUAUUAUUAACAUGCUUGCAUGAUACCUGCAGCAGUCCUCAGGAGAAGACCAGGCUUACUCAGUUUAAGAAAAAACAAAUUGAACCAUAUCAGCCAACUUGCAGUUGAAACCAUGAAGGAAAAAUCUAAGGAUCUCUCCAAGUGAGUUAGUUUAUGCUCUGCUACCUAAACUAUUGCUGCUAAUAGAAUUAUAGGGUUUUUUCUUCUUAAGAUGAGAUUUGCAUCAGGCUGAACGGUCUCUAAAACAAAAACUUAAAAUGGGAAGAAAUUUGACUCGAGGGCAGUGCCGGUUUUCCACCGUCAUCCACAUGAUGCUUAGAUCCUCCUCAAUCUGUGUGCAUACACCGACUCCAACCCCCCGAUAGUGUCACUUAGUGAGUAAAACGCUCAUGUAUUUGUGUUAACAUCCAAGCUGCACACUAACUAGAGAAAAACAAGCAAAAACAUACGAGGAUCCUUUCAUAUCUCAGCAGUAAAAACGCAACAACCGAUUCCUCCUGCAGGAAUCGGUCCGUGCCGCUGUCCUUUUGCUGUUUCAUCCCAAGGGAAAAAAAAAAAACAGGGUUACAAGGAGAUGAGGAGGAGGACUAGGGGAAUGAAAACAGACUAGAGGGAGAUAUUCAUUUGUACAUACAGUCUGUUCUGGGAUCAGGGCGGUAGUUAACCCUCAUUUAAGACAUUCCUCUUCGCUCUUCGGGCUUACGCUGACUCGCUGAGCCUCAGAUGGCCUCGACGUUCACUGUUAUUUCAUGUUAACUUUACACUCUUGUGACGACAGAGACAAAAACAGAACACAGUGAAAUGGGUAGGAGGACGUGAAGAAAAAGAAUGACGGUGCAAUGUUUUUGCUUUGACGCCAGUAGUUAGCCAGCAAAGCUGCUUUCACAUCGCCUGCAGGACAGAUUACGAUACGGUCCCGUGACCCCCCCCCCCCCCCCCCCCCCCC